This is a messenger RNA of Pelobates fuscus (common spadefoot toad), 3156 nucleotides long. RefSeq names its product solute carrier family 34 member 1 (gene SLC34A1). Gene Ontology annotation, molecular function: sodium:phosphate symporter activity. Gene Ontology annotation, cellular component: vesicle; apical plasma membrane; brush border. Gene Ontology annotation, biological process: sodium-dependent phosphate transport; intracellular phosphate ion homeostasis. Lineage: Eukaryota; Metazoa; Chordata; Amphibia; Anura; Pelobatidae. The record is from RefSeq and is a predicted model, not a curated record. The coding region runs from base 1 to 3156 and encodes 1051 amino acids. The transcript is spliced from 19 exons.
AUGGAGAAGAGCCAAAACUGGUGGGGACGAGGAGGACGAUCGUGCAAUCACAUGGACCCCACUCAUGUUGUCCGUGUGAAAGACCACCGUGUGAUUUCUCAGCUCCUCACCCCACAGUUCCAGCGCGACCACUAUCGGAAACAGUUCCAAAAAAGUCAAAUUCCUUCGAAAUGGGGAAGCCUGCCAUUCCUCCGGCCACUCCCCCGCGCACCACUGACCCCGAAAAUACGCUCCAAAACCAACGGACCCCGAGGCAUCGGUAAACAGAUCCAAGGCAGCAUUGGUGGUGGCCUCCCUCAACCAGCAAGAGUGCCCGUUGUAACGUCUGAGGAAGGAGCUCCACACUGCCAGAUCCGCCCGAAGGCGCCUCGUGAUCCGAAUGUAAUGGAAAGGUUCCUUCACCCCCACCGUGGACAAGGACAAUCUACGACAAAAUGCCCGACCCAUCGGCUGGACCGUUUGGAUGCUAGUGAUAAGCCAGAGGCACCAUAUGGAUUAGUUACUCCAGAACCUACUGGUCUUGCUGGCACCCUAACUGGUAAAUUCAUUGGUCCACUAAAGAACCCAAACAUUAUCAACCCAGCACACAUGGUGCCAGCUAAUAAUAAGAAGGAUAUCUUGGAGGGCAAGGAUGUCAAUCUAGUUUCGCUGCUGAUUGCCUCCCAAGAUAUUCUUGAGAACAAGACUUAUUCUUAUGGCGAUGUCUCUGUUGCAUCUGCAGCUCUGGCUCAGUUCAAUUUCCAGACGGACUGGAGCCAGUUGGACACGGAGCUGUUUUGCAGGAACUUUGCAGGUCUCAGGUCUCUAGCUUGUGAUAUUUUCUCUUCAUCCUUCCCUAUCCCAACCUCCUCAGCUAAACCCGUGAAGGUGAUCAAGGACAAGCUUGGGUGUAAUAUUGUUUUUCUGGGGUUACCAAAAAGAGAAUGCACACUUGAACCACCAAUUCUGAUAUUUCCUGUAUUUCAUUGGAUGUUCCGGCUACCUCGGAUUUACGCAUGUGGCAGGAAUUUCUCAUUUAUCCCUUUACUUACAUCUGAUUCCCUUACUAAUUUUACAGGCACGGCUGCCACCUCAGACUUUGCUGCUAUUUUUGGUGAUAAUAGGCUAUGGGAGAUUUGUGGAAUAAUGAAGUACCACGAAGAGAGGUUGUACAACCGAUCAGACAUACACAGAGGAAGAAGAGGUCUAGUUCUCCCAGGUACCAUGCCUUGUCCACUUAACACAUUCGGAACUGUUGCACAGCUUGACUUUGCUUGCUUAUAUCCUGGCUCUUUAGCAAGGAGGAACUCUGAAAUUGCUGAGCAAUUUGAGGUUGACACCCAUGGCGGAAAAAUGCAUCAGAAUCCUCUUCAUACACUGGAUGAGUUAAAUGAAUCAGUAGAGCGUGGAAGCUGCGAGAAGCUCAAGUCUAGGAGCGUGUCUCUCCUAAAGAUUCCAUUGCUGUUUGGGUUCCUCUAUCUCUUCGUCUGCUCCCUGGACGUGCUCAGCUCAGCCUUCCAACUGGCUGGAGGAAAGGUGGCUGGAGAUAUUUUCAAAGAUAAUGCAAUCCUGUCGAAUCCCGUGGCUGGCCUUGUUGUGGGUAUUAUGGUCACGGUUCUGGUCCAGAGUUCCAGCACAUCAACUUCUAUCAUUGUCAGCAUGGUCUCGUCUGGACUGCUGGAGGUGAGAUCAGCCAUUCCAAUUAUUAUGGGCUCCAACAUUGGUACCUCAGUUACGAACACCCUUGUUGCACUUAUGCAAGCUGGUGACCGGAACGAGUUCAAAAGGGCUUUUGCAGGUGCCACUGUUCAUGAUUGCUUUAACUGGCUUUCUGUGCUUGUUUUAUUGCCUUUGGAGAUAGCCACAGGCUACUUACACCAUGUUACCAAAUUAGUUGUGGCCAGCUUCAAGAUCCAAAGUGGUAAAGAUGCUCCAGCCCUGCUUACGGUUAUCACCGAGCCCUUUACAAAACUUAUCAUACAGCUUGAUAACACUGUAAUCACUGGCAUUGCUACCAGAGAUGAAAACUUGCAUAACAAGAGCUUGAUCAGAAUCAUAUGCAAAGAGAAUAUUUCUAAGUCCUCAAUCCCCUCCUCGCUGAAUCUGUCCUUAAAUACCAGUGAGAGCUGUAACACCUCAGGGCUUUGCUGGCAGGGAGGGAAUGCCACCUCUCUAGACAAAGAAGUUGCAAAAUGUAACCAUCUAUUUGUGAAUGCACAUUUGCCUGAUCUGGCAGUCGGACUCAUUUUGUUGGCAGGAUCACUGGUUGUACUGUGCAUUUGUCUUGUCAUGUUGGUCAAAAUCCUUAACUCUCUUUUAAAAGGACAGGUUGCCAAGGCCAUAAAGAAAGUGAUUAAUAUGGAUUUCCCUUAUCCAUUCACCUGGGCCACAGGUUAUUUUGCAAUGGUUAUUGGUGCGGGAAUGACUUUCGUUGUACAAAGUAGCUCUGUUUUUACCUCUGCAAUCACGCCCCUAAUCGGGAUUGGAAUUAUUAGUAUUGAACGGGCAUAUCCUCUCACUUUAGGCUCGAACAUUGGCACAACCACAACAGCAAUCCUGGCAGCCCUAGCAAGUCCUGGUGACAAACUAGCCUGUGCUUUCCAGAUUGCAUUGUGCCACUUCUUCUUCAACAUUUCCGGCAUCUUACUGUGGUACCCAUUUCCUUUCUCGCGACUCCCUAUUCGUAUGGCGAAGGCACUUGGAAGGCUAACAGCCAAGUACAGAUGGUUUGCUGUUCUCUAUCUCAUUCUUUGCUUCUUGAUCCUCCCUUCGCUGGUGUUUGGCAUUUCUAUGGCUGGUUGGCAGGUUCUUGUAGGCAUUGGAGCAUUCUUACUAACUCUCUUUUUCAUUAUUGGUGCUGUAAAUUUGUUACAAAUUCACAAUCCAGGCUGCUUGCCAAAUCGUCUGCGGACCUGGGACUUCCUCCCUGCAUGGAUGCACUCUCUAAAACCCAUGGAUAGAAUAAUAACCAGUGCUACAUUGUGCUGCACGGAACACUGCACAUGUUCCAAUUGGAAUGAGGAUACUUACUCUGUUUUUGGACCUGAAAGAUCACCAAAACAGAAAGCCAGGAUGUGUUACGACAAUCCAGUUAUCUCAUACGUGGAUGACACUUCUUUCUCCAUAUCUCCUGUUAUGCGUGGUAAUAUCCUGAUCCAGAGUUCUACACAGUUAUAA